GUUACAAAGGCUAGGACCAUUGAGAAUAUUGAUCCCAGGGUGGCAGGAGAUAAAAUUAUAUCAUUGCAGUUGAUGUACGAGCAGAUUCAUAUUCUAUCUCCACUUGUAGCAGCAAGGGAAUACUAUUUCCUCAGAAUUUGCAAGGAAAUUGAGCAAGGUCUCUGGAUAAUAACAGAUGUUUCCUAUGAUUGUUUUAAGAACAAACAUCAACAUCAGUUACCAUCUCUAAGAUCUUGGAAACUCCCUUCAGGCUGCAUGAUUCGCGAUAUGUGCGAUGGGAAUUCAGAGGUUACAUGGAUAGAACAUGUGGAAGUAGACGAUAGGUCAUCGACUCAGCGUGUGUUCAGAGAUUUAGUCUGUGUGGCUGGUGCAUAUGGAGCUCCAAGAUGGCUAAGUACCCUGGAGAGGAUGAUUGAAAGAUUUGGAUCUGAAUCAGCAUCAAACUCAUCACCCGGGGGAAAAGUGAUCCAUGUUCCUGAAGGUAGGAGAAGUGUAAUGGAUCUAUCUCAAAGAAUGGUGAAAAGUUUUUUUGAGAUGUUAAGUAUGUCUAGUACAGGUAAAAUGGAUUUACCCCACUUAGCUGAACUGAACAAUAAUGGUGUUCGAGUUUCCGUUAGGCAUAGUGAUGGACCUGGUCAACCCGGUGGCAUAAUUGUGAGUGCCACUACCUCUUUAUGGCUCCCUUUACCCGGCCAUAUUCUCUUCAAUUUUCUAAGGGAUGAGAAAACGCGAACAGACUGGGACAUGCUUUCUGAUGGAAACCCAGUAAACGAAAUUGCAAGGAUUUCAUGUGGGAACCAUCCAGGGAAUCGAAUCUCUGUUCUUCAGCCUUUCAAUCCCAAAGAAGGACAGAUGAUGAUGCUUCAAGAAAGUUGUAUAGAUUCAUCUGGGUCAGUUAUAGUGUAUGGACCAAUUGAUUUCCCUGCGAUAAGGUCGGUUAUAAAUGGAGAUGAUUCUGGUCAUAUUCCCAUAUUACCUUCUGGUUUCACAAUCUCUGGAGAUGGCCGGCCUGACAAAACAAACAACAAUGCCGCCGCCGCCGCCGCCGCAGCUGCUGCUUCAACGAGCAGCGACAGUAGUAGCCGGAGCUCCGGCGCUUCAAUUCUGACGGUGGCUUUUCAGAUUUUGGUAUGUUCUAAUCUUCCUAAUGUUAAGGAACUUAGUAUGGAAUCGGUGGCAACUGCAAACACUCUUGUCAGUUCUACAGUUCAGAAAAUUAAAAAUGCUUUGAACUGCCAUGAUGAUCAAUAAUUAUCUCAACACCCCCACCC
Messenger RNA from Impatiens glandulifera, 1271 nucleotides. RefSeq names its product homeobox-leucine zipper protein ROC8-like. The record is from RefSeq and is a predicted model, not a curated record. The coding region runs from base 73 to 1251 and encodes 392 amino acids. NCBI's taxonomy places the organism in Eukaryota, Viridiplantae, Streptophyta, Magnoliopsida, Ericales, Balsaminaceae. The transcript is spliced from 4 exons. Gene Ontology annotation, molecular function: lipid binding.